Messenger RNA from Parnassius apollo (apollo), 414 nucleotides. The record is from the annotation of a GenBank genome assembly. NCBI's taxonomy places the organism in Eukaryota, Metazoa, Arthropoda, Insecta, Lepidoptera, Papilionidae.
AUGAGUGCACGGCGUAAACUACGGUCCCCAGUGCCCGGCAGAUUCAAUAACCAUGUCGACUCUGGCGGAAGCCGAGAUGGUACUGUAUCUUGGGGCGCAUACAAUCUCCGGGCGAGGAAGAUUUCCCGUCAAACAACUCAAGCGAGAUCCACGGACACCGAUACCCUUAGUGAUAGUGAUAGUUUAUAUACCCCCGGAAACGAUAGACAAAAAUCAAUAUCAAACAUUUCACACCAGUCUUUAUCUUCUUCAUUAUCAUCAAAUAGCAAAUUGCUGAAGGAUGAUGCACAGAAAAUAACUCCUGUUAUAGAAACUGUGCCCACCAUCAGUAACUGUAACACGCGUAAAAAAUGGACUUCUGAAAUGAAUGAAUUUAUAUUGCGUACUUACCUCUAUUUAACAAUGAUGGACUAA